UUCAACAAAUUAAUGGAUGAUUUUAACAAUUUUACAUAUUUAACACUGGAGGGACAUGUUGAAAUAGAGCACUACAGAUACAUUUAUUUUACACUUUGUCUUACUGUAUAUAUAAUGAUUAUCUGUUUUAAUACUCUUGUCAUUUUCAUAAUAUUUAGAAAGAAACAUCUCCAUGAACCCAUGUACAUUUUCAUUGCUGCUUUGCUUUGUAAUGCUCUCUUGGGGUCGACUGCUUUUUAUCCUAAACUGCUCAUUGACUUACUGUCUGAAAAACAAAUUGUGUCUUAUAAAGAGUGUUUAUUCCAAGCAUUUUGUUUGUACACAUAUGGUGCAUCAGAGUUUACACUGUUAUCAGCUAUGGCAUAUGACAGAUUUGUGUCCAUCUGUAAACCAUUACAUUAUGCAACUCUUGUAAAAAUGUCCACUGUCAGAAAGAUAUUAUUUUUAUCAUGGUUUUUACCGUGCUGUGAGAUGGGUGUUGGUAUUACUUUAACAUCCCAACUUCAGCUGUGUAAAUUUAAAUUCAACAGAAUAUACUGUGAUAAUUACUCCAUUGUUAAACUCAGCUGUAAAGGAACAUCUCUUAGUAAUAUAUAUGGAUUGUUGGUUUUUAUAACUUCAGUGUUUCCUCCAGUGAUCUUCAUGAUUUUCUCAUAUAUCAGGAUACUCUGUGUGUGUUUAAAAGAUUCUAAAGAUUUCAGAAGAAAAGCUCUACAGACCUGUUUGCCGCAUCUUAUUAUUUUUAUCAAUUUUUCUAUAAACAUUUGUUUUGAAAUUAUAAAUAACAGGAUAGAAUCAAAACAAAUUCCUCACAUUAUUACCAUAAUCCUGUCAGUAGAAUAUCUAAUUAUACCUCCUCUCUUUAAUCCAAUAAUUUAUGGAUUUAAAAUGCAAGAGAUAUACAUUGAUAUCAAGAAAAUUUUUAGAUUACAUUUCAAACAAGCACAAGUUUCUUUUUAA
Molecule: messenger RNA, 960 nt
Organism: Clarias gariepinus (North African catfish)
Lineage: Eukaryota; Metazoa; Chordata; Actinopteri; Siluriformes; Clariidae
Product: putative gustatory receptor clone PTE03
Exons: 1
Coding region: 13-960 (315 amino acids)
Biological process (GO): G protein-coupled receptor signaling pathway
Cellular component (GO): membrane
Molecular function (GO): olfactory receptor activity; G protein-coupled receptor activity
Source: RefSeq, a predicted model, not a curated record